Messenger RNA from Phragmites australis (common reed), 2474 nucleotides. RefSeq lists its product as uncharacterized. NCBI's taxonomy places the organism in Eukaryota, Viridiplantae, Streptophyta, Magnoliopsida, Poales, Poaceae. The record is from RefSeq and is a predicted model, not a curated record. The coding region runs from base 698 to 2287 and encodes 529 amino acids. The transcript has 10 exons.
GUCAUGCAGAACGAUCAACUGCACAUAUUUUUUUCUCCCACAGUUUCUUGCUUCUAUCCAUUAGCUUCUUCUUCCUCUGUGACCAAGUUUACAGACACCUACUAUUUGACUCUGCCAAACCUGGCCAGACCAAACCUUGAGCAGCAUGAGCAGAGGAGCAAUUGUGUCACCUAACCUGUAUUCCCUUGUCCCUAGCACCCACAAACCUACCAGAAAAAUACAAGGCGGCUAGACCAUCAGAACCUUCACGGCCGCAAUAGUUUAGCCGAGUUGCGGAGUUGCAUUUCCCAGGCGGCCAGGUUCUUCAAACACGCGUGACAGUGACCUGUACCAUCUCCUCCUGUUUCUUCAUCCUUCGCUUUGAUUUAUAUGCCGUGCCUUUGCUGAACAGAAAAGCAGAGGGAUCAACACGCUUCCGGCAGGCCAUACACGGGCCCUCCUUGCCAUUUUGUCUAAUGGCAUGCAUAUCGCGUUCUUGCGGAUGAUGCGUGGUAUUUGCAAUUGCAAAUUACAAGUAGAGGAAGGCAACUGAGAAUUGGGGUUGCUUUUGCUUGCUCGCGUGGCCGUUUCAGAAUUGGCUCCCGUGACCUUGCGGAAAGCCGACGCUUUCUGUUAGCAUUAUCCACUGAGCGAGAUAGAGAUAGAGAUUAUCGGAGGUCGCUAGAUCAGUUGAGCAGGGUGUGUAGCCUAAGCGACGAUGGGUUCUUGCGUGUCGUCAACGAGGCAGCGGCGGCGGUCGAGGAAGCUGUCGGUCGCGGCGAGGAAGCUCCGGCGGAAGGUGUCCACGGCGAUCGCCGACGCGCCGAUCAUCCGCGGCGACGGCGACGCCGCGAGCUGCUUCGCCAGACACGAGGUCGUCCGCGUGGAGGCGCCGGUCUCGAACGUGAUGCUGCACCUCACGCAGCUGCAGUGGCAGCACAGCCAAAUGGAUGCAGGGAGUGUGAUUUGUGAGGAAGCAUGGUACGAUUCCCUCAGUAUCCUGGAGUCGAUGGACUCCGACGACGAUCUCGACAACGAUUUCGCCAGCGUCAGUGGAGAUCCUCUCCCUGACGUCACCGGCGGCACAAACGCGCCACAGGCGUCGCAGUGCAAGGACGCGGCGUGCUUGUCGGACGCCGUGCAGCGCCUCAGGAGCAUCGCAAAUGCAGAAACAUGUGAUGGUAACCCCGCUGAGAAGAGUGAUGACCCAAAUGCUGCUGCCGCUAACACUGAUAGCUGCAAAGCUGAGGAAUGCUGCACUAGUAGCCUGAAAGAAUUACAGAGCACAAUGUCGUGCUCGCCUCGGCCUUUCCCGCCAUCGAUUCCAAGCAACAAGGUCCAGCCGAUGCCGAUUGUCGGUGUCAGCCCGCAUCAGCAGAAGAAGAAAUCAGCUGUGGUCAGGCUCUCAUUCAGGAGGAGGUCAUAUGAGGGUGAUGAGAUGACUGAACUGAGUGGUUCUGCAAAUUAUUUGUACCGUCCGAGGGCGGGUUUUAUGGUGCCGUGUUCGACAGGAGAGAAACUGUCAGAAGGUUGCUGGUCGAUUCUUGAGCCGUCGACAUUCAGAGUCCGCGGAGAGGGCUUCUUCAAGGAUAAGAGGAAAUCCUCAGCUCCAGACUGCUCCCCCUACGUCCCCAUUGGAGCAGACAUGUUUGCCUGCACAAGGAAGAUACACCACAUUGCGCAGCACCUCGCGCUUCCGUCUCUGAAGACUCAUGAGACCUUUCCUUCACUCCUCAUUGUGAACAUUCAGUUGCCCACCUAUCCUGCUACAAUGUUUGGCGAGAACGAUGGCGACGGGAUAAGCCUAGUUCUGUAUUUCAAGCUAUCUGACAGUUUUGACAAGGAGAUUUCUCCUCAAUUACAGGACAUCAUCAAGAGGCUUGUGAACGAGGAAAUGGAAAAGGUGAAGGGGUUCCCAGUAGACAACACUGUGUCCUACACAGAGAGGCUGAAAAUUCUGGCCGGUUUAGUAAACCCUGAAGACCUGCAGCUCAGCACAGCUGAGAGGAAGCUCGUGCAGACCUACAACCAGAAGCCAGUGUUAUCACGUCCACAACACAAAUUCUACAAGGGUCCAAAUUACUUCGAGAUCGAUCUCGAUGUGCAUCGGUUCAGCUUCAUAUCGAGGAAAGGGCUCGAGACCUUACGAGAACGGCUGAAGCAUGGUGUUCUUGAUAUUGGCCUAACCAUUCAGGCACAGAAGGCUGAGGAGCUGCCUGAGCAUGUGCUGUGCUGCAUGAGGUUGCACAAAAUCGACUUUACCGACAACGGGCAAAUACCAACGCUGAUAACGGCAGCUGAUGAGUAAAUUCUCAUGUCUUCACUGCAAGGCACUAAAAGUGUCGUAGAUGUUCUUUGAGAUGUUGCUGUAUAGAUCGGCAGGUAGUUGUAGGAUAUUCUAGUUUCUGCACUAAGGGCUGCACAUAGAUUCGUGUAAAACGGUAAAUGCUUCCUGAUUGGCCCAAAAAAAAAGUGGAGAGAAGACAAUUGGAGCA